GUUGGACAUUACCUCACUCUGAAUGCUUUCUGGGGGGAGAAACGAGCGAGUAAUUAGCUGAUUAGAGGCCCGUCAGAGCAGCUCAGCCUCCAGCCAAUCCCAGCUCACACCGGCCUGCAGGGGUGGAGGAGGACGGCUGAUGGAGUGAGACGCAUGCCUCUUUGUGAAGUUAGUGGUAAACACACCAGGGCGGACGUAUACAGUUGAUGUUGCAGAGUGACAUAUGCAGGUACAGCAAUGCGCAUGCAAACAUCAGUGAUUCCUGUCUGUCAAAAAGUGUUUUCUAAGUCGUUAACGUGCAAGUUGAGCAUGUGUUAAUGUUCAUUUUUUGACAACUAUAAGUUGUGCAGCUCCGUCCACCCUGGACGUGCAUGAACAGAUAAGGAGGACACAUGAGUGUGUGUGCGCACCUGCCGAGCUUGACAAUUUUAGUUUUGUUUUAAAAAAAUCUUGAGUGAAGCCGUCAUGGAAAAAUCCAAAAACUUCAGAAUUGACGCCCUGCUCGCUGACGAGACCAAGACCAACCGUGUGAGCAGAGAGCUGUCCCCCGGCCUGAGCAGCGACAGCCCGGCGGGCAGCCCGGUGUCCUGCCGCCUCGGGGACACCCCUUCUCCACGUGCCGCGCAGCUCCAAGGAUUACUCCACAAACCGGGUCUUCUGAAUCUCCCUCACCCAGGACUGGCUUCGCUCCCCGGCAUGUACCACCACCACGCACCCAUGUACCCGUUGUCCGCGUUGGGUGGCCAGCACCCUGCCUUCGCUUACACCGGCUUCACGCACCUCACGCAGGCCUACCCGGAGCACCUGAAGGCGGCUGCCAUGGCGGGGUCUCUGCCGCUGGAGCACUGGAUCCGGGCCGGGAUCAUGAUGCCACGACUGCCAGACUACACGGGCCCUCAGUCUGGUUUGUUGGGGAAGUGCCGGAGGCCCCGAACCGCCUUCACCAGUCAGCAGCUGCUGGAGCUGGAGAACCAGUUCAAGCUCAACAAGUACCUUUCCAGACCCAAACGCUUUGAAGUGGCCACCUCACUCAUGCUGACUGAAACACAGGUCAAGAUCUGGUUCCAAAAUCGGAGGAUGAAGUGGAAACGUAGUCGAAAGGCAAAGGAGCAGGCCUCCGCCUCAGCCCAGUCUGACGCAAAGCUACUGCGCAGCGGAGGAAAAACAGCCACAGACAAAUCAAAGGAGAGUCGACAAGCUGCAAAUCCAGACAACAGAGGCAUAGAACUUGAUCUGGAGGAUGAGGAGGAAGAGGAGGAGGAUGAGGAGGAGGAGGAGGAGGAUGAUGAGGAGGAAGAAGAGGAGGAUGCCCAGCACGGCUUUCCUGUCGGGAUGCCGCGAGCCACGGACUUCUUGCAGCGCAGCACCGAUGUUGGCUACAAUCCCCACAGCCCUUUCUCUGAUGAGGAGCUGGAGGGGGUGCAAGUAGGAGGAGGGGACAGGAAGAUCGGGGCCGGACUGUGAACAGACACUCAGGAAACACCAGUUUGUUUUCCUGAGAAUCACAGACACAUUACACUGGGACAUGUCUGUGUUUGUGGUCACUGACAAUUUCCAGACACACACAAAUACUCCGUAUAAACCAUCUGUGAAUAAAAUCAUCUCUAAGCACUGUACAUUUCAUAGCAUGCCAAUAAAAAAAAAAAGAAGGUGCUCAUUUCCUCCAGAAAUGUUCCUGUUUUCAUUCCAAUCACCUUCUGGUCACCUUGUCUUUGCUCCAUCCACUGACAGCUGGAGCUCCACCCAGUGAACACACAUGACUGAAGGAUGCGUACAGUGUAUGCGUACAGGAUGCACAGUAGCCCGGGGCAGCCUCCCCUGCAUCAUGAAGACAAAAAUGCUUUGUUUUGGGGGAAAACACAUUGCAGGACACCUCAUGUAUUGCAUUUACUUUUGUGCAUUUAAUGUGUAACUAUUGGGGGAUUCUUUUGUUCUUGAUGUUUAUGAAUUUGUUCUCGUCCCUUAAAUGUAAAUGAACUUAAUUUAUUUGAAUGAUUGCAAAGAUGAAUCAUACGUGUAUUUAUCUGAAACUUGUUUGUGGUGUUACUGUGAAAUACAA
This is a messenger RNA of Anoplopoma fimbria (sablefish), 2059 nucleotides long. It is a transcript of the gene mnx2b, whose product is annotated as motor neuron and pancreas homeobox 2b. The transcript has 3 exons. Bases 466 to 1464 code for a protein of 332 amino acids. The record is from RefSeq and is a predicted model, not a curated record. Gene Ontology annotation, molecular function: DNA-binding transcription factor activity, RNA polymerase II-specific; sequence-specific double-stranded DNA binding. Lineage: Eukaryota; Metazoa; Chordata; Actinopteri; Perciformes; Anoplopomatidae. Gene Ontology annotation, biological process: regulation of DNA-templated transcription; central nervous system development; spinal cord motor neuron cell fate specification. Gene Ontology annotation, cellular component: nucleus.